CCCGCUGCACUGAAUCCAAACGACGCGGCUUGAAAGGCGGUUUAAUUACAAGCAGUACACUACACUACAGCACACAUUAGGGCAGAAUAUCACACAGAACCGCACGAAGAGGAUGUCCUUAGCUAAAAUCGCACAAAAAUAAUGGAUAUCGACAGGUGAAAAACAAUAUCAGGAACUGGUAUGUUAUUAUAUGUUGCCAAUGGAUACAAGGACGUGGAAAUGCAGGUCUCAGUGUUUUCUCCGUGUCUGCUUUGACCAUUCAUAGGAUUUUAUGAGCUUGAAAAUAUGCAUUCGUCAGAAAACUAAGCAGUUUUAAUAAAGUAAGCUUUUUGUUGUUCAUUGUGGAGAAGAAACAGUCACAUUUACUGUGAUUUAAACGACCUGGUGCACCUGUGGACUAACCUGUGGACUUGAAUGUGCUACGGAUGAAAACAGCAAAGGGGUAACACGAAACCUUUGAAACGACUUCAUUCUGAUUAAAGUUAAAGACAACUAGUAACUUCCAGCACAUCGAGAUGCUCUGACAGAUAGUCUGCGUGAUUUUACUGGCAACAGCUGUCAGAGCGCGAGACCCCCUCCCAUCUGACUGCUCGCGCUGCGAGUGCACAGUGCGCAUGACAGACGGGAACGAGCCGUACCGGAGAGGGAAAUUUAAAAACGUUUUUUUCUUUCGGGAGAACAAGAGCCCGAACAAACAGUAGACAUUUUCCUUCGUCUCAUAAUAACCCAGGAUUAACAGCACCGCAACUUCAGCACAAACAGAUUGAUUUUGUCUGCCAGAAGAUGAUAGAAAGUGGAAUUACAACCAGGAUGUCAGGAAAUCAUGAAAACUCUGGACAAAGUCACCACACCUCUGCACAAGAAUACAGACUCCUGACUACUGACCUGUCGCAGCUGAAGGACGCUCCUGGUGAUCUUCAGUCCCUGUCCUGGCUCACCUCUGUGGAUGUACCCCGACUCCAGCAGAUCCAGGGCAGACGGCCUGAAUUCAACAGCUCUGCACAGAACAGCCUGCUGGACCAACAAACAGCUCAACUAAACAGCAUGACAGUAGCAGGAGGAGCAGGAUCUGCAAUUCAUCUGCAGACUGAAAUGCAGCACAGCCCUUUAGCCAUCAACAGCAUGCCCCAGUUUUCCCCUGGGUUUCCAUGUGCUGCCUCAGUGUACCAGAAUGCCCCUCAACAAGUGCUCACCUACACUCAGGCAAACCAACAGUGUUCUCCCGGUGGACUUUAUGGCAGCUAUAACAGCCAGGGUUUGUACCCUCAAGCUCGUAUGAAUGCUCACAACCAAGACCUGCAGCCUAAGACUUUCCCCAAACCCAUCUACUCCUACAGCUGUCUGAUUGCCAUGGCUUUGAAAAACAGCAAAACAGGCAGCCUUCCUGUUAGUGAGAUCUAUAGCUUUAUGAAAGAGCACUUCCCUUAUUUUAAGACAGCACCUGACGGAUGGAAGAACUCGGUACGUCACAACCUGUCCUUAAAUAAGUGCUUUGAGAAAGUGGAGAACAAGAUGAGCGGCUCUUCCAGAAAAGGUUGCCUGUGGGCACUCAACCCAGCAAAGAUCGACAAAAUGGAGGAGGAGAUGCAGAAAUGGAAACGUAAAGAUCUCCCAGCCAUCCGACGCAGCAUGGCCAAUCCAGAUGAACUAGACAAACUCAUAACAGACAGACCAGAGAGCUGCAGACAGAAAUCUGUUGAUACCGGCAUGACUCGCUUGCCCAGCUGCCCACCAGGGCAAACUCUUCCGAUCGCAGCCCAGCUGCAGCCCCAGCCGAUGGUCACUCUGUCACUGCAGUGCCUUCCCAUGCACCAACACCUUCAGCUGCAGUUUCAGAAUCAGUCCCGUCUGGCUCCAGCAUCCCCGGCCCCCGCUCAGACCCCUCCUCUCCACACGGUCCAUGACCUAAUGAACAGCUCCCUGCCCCAGCAACUUGCCAAACAGCCCAGUGACUUCUACACCAUUCAAACAGACGCUAAUUCAGAGGUGGAUGCACUGGACCCAAGUAUUAUGGACUUCUCCUGGCAAGGAAACCUGUGGGAUGAUAUGAAGGACGAUAGCUUUAACCUGGAGGCAUUUGGUACACUCAGUAACUCCCCCCUUCGCCUGUCUGACUGUGACCUGGACACAGGCAAUGGCACACCUGUGUCCAAUGCAGGAGGACUACCCUACCCAGACCUGCAGGUGACGGGCCUCUAUUCUUCAUACUCCACUGUAGAAGCCCUUUCUAACCAGUACAUGAACACACAAGGAGGAACAAAGCCGAUUGUUUUGCUUUAAUCGUACCCACAACAUAUUAACUGAGCCGAGCUUUACUCAUCAGGAUCACAAAGUUUUGCUUCAGGCUUUUCAAACUUAUUUUGUGUGGUGACUCACUGUCAAAAAACUCAAAUUUCUUUCAAGACAGCCAAAACGCAGGAAAAUCUCCUUCCCUGAAAUAAUUUGCAGAGUAAUAAAAUUGUAAACUCUGUGUUCAGAGGUGAACUGUGCAACUAGUUAACAGAGGAGUUUGUAUAAAUCACUGUAAUUUAAAAGACCAAAUCUUAAAUA
Molecule: messenger RNA, 2550 nt
Organism: Misgurnus anguillicaudatus (oriental weatherfish)
Lineage: Eukaryota; Metazoa; Chordata; Actinopteri; Cypriniformes; Cobitidae
Source: RefSeq, a predicted model, not a curated record